Molecule: messenger RNA, 3279 nt
Organism: Molossus molossus (Pallas's mastiff bat)
Lineage: Eukaryota; Metazoa; Chordata; Mammalia; Chiroptera; Molossidae
Gene: ISLR
Product: immunoglobulin superfamily containing leucine rich repeat
Exons: 2
Coding region: 233-1519 (428 amino acids)
Molecular function (GO): protein binding
Source: RefSeq, a predicted model, not a curated record
UGUUUUGCUGGAAGAAGGGAGUGUGCAGGCUCCUCUCAGCCUCCUCUCAGCAGCUGGUUCCAGGCUCAGGGGUGCAGGGACCAGGCUGCCCCUUCCUUCAGCAACCUCCUCUUCCCUUGGAUUCCCGUGGCCCUGCAGACUGUCCCGGGCUAACUCUGGCCUUUGUUGCUUUCUGGUUCCAUCUCAGGAGAGGCUCUGCUUGACCAAGAAAGAGUAUUUUGAAGGAGAUAGGAUGCAGGAGCUGUGUCUGCUGUGCUGGGCUGUCCUCCUGGGCCUGGGGCAGGCCUGUCCUGAGCCCUGUAGCUGUGGGGAGAAGUACGGCUUCCAGAUUGCCGACUGUGCCUACCGUGACCUGGAGGCUGUGCCUCCUGGCUUCCCAGCCAAUGUGACCACAUUGAGCCUGUCAGCCAACUGGCUGCCCAGCUUGCCAGAGGGUGCCUUCAGGGAGGUGCCCCUGCUGCAGUCGCUGUGGCUGGCACACAACAAGAUCCGCAUGGUGGCUGCUGGCGCUCUGGCCUCUCUGGGUCAUCUCAAGAGCCUGGACCUCAGCCACAACCUCCUCUCCGACUUUGCCUGGAGCAACCUGCACAGCCUCAGUGCCCUCCAGCUGCUCAAGAUGGACAGUAAUGAGCUGACCUUCAUCCCCCGAGAUGCCUUCCGCAGCCUCCACGCCCUGCGCUCACUGCAGCUCAACCACAACCGCUUGUACACCCUGGCCGAGGGCACCUUCACACCACUCACCGCACUGUCCCACCUGCAGAUCAAUAACAACCCUUUCGAGUGUAACUGUGGCAUCAUAUGGUUCAAGACAUGGGCCCUGACUACAGCUGUAUCCAUCCCAGAGCAGGACAACGUCACCUGCACUUCACCCCCUGUACUGAAGGGCACACCGCUGAACCGCCUGCUGCCACUGCCUUGCUCAGCACCCUUGGUGCAACUCACCUACCAGCCCAGCCAGGAUGGUGCCGAGCUGCGGCCUGGCUUUGUGCUGGCACUGCACUGUGAUGUGGAGGGGCAGCCGCCCCCUCAGCUCCACUGGCACAUCCAGACGCCUGAGGGCACAGUGAAGAUCACCAGCCCCAAUGUGGAUGCUGAUGGGCAUGCCCUGCCUGCUGCCCUGGCAGCCAGCAGCCAGCCACGCUUCCGGGCCUUUGCCAAUGGCAGCCUGCUCAUCUCCAACUUCGGCAAGCUGGAGGAAGGCACCUACAGCUGCCUGGCCACCAAUGAGCUGGGCAGUGCGGAGAGCUCGGUGAACGUGGCACUGGCCACGCCGGGUGAGGGUGGUGAUGAUAUGCUGGGGCGCAGGUUUCAUGGCAAAGCUGCUGAGGGUAAGGGGUGCUAUACAGUUGACAACGAGGUGCAGCCAUCAGGUCCUGAGGACAACGUGGUCAUCAUCUACCUCAGCCGCACCGGGGGCCUGGACACUGCAGUAGCAGGGGAAGGGGUCUCUGGGCAGCAGCCCCCAGGCCUGCUCCUGCUGGGCCAGAGCCUCCUCCUCCUCUUCUCUACUUCCUUCUAGCCCUGCCCCCACCCAGUUGAGCUGGAGCAGCCCCAUGGCCUCCCUGACUCCUUCCCCUGACCCUAUGGAUAUCCAUGCAGGGGUCUGGGGUUGGCAGCUCUCAAGGCCUGCAUGGGGACAUCACAUCUUCCUACCACCCCUUCUCAUCUCUUCUGGAACACUAGUCACAUCAACUUCUAGACUUGCUGAAAGCUAGUGACUAGGACAGAAUUUGAUCCCAUAACUCACCGUCUUCGGUAUUUCUUGCUGCUAAGCACAUGGCUCAGGUUCCCCUGUGGGGGCAGCGUGCUCACAGGGUACUGCCCUAACCAACUGGCAGAGCCUCGUGGUGGAAUCCCAGACACUGGGACUGAGCAGCUGGCAGCGGCUGGGAGCUGAGGGCUCAGCAGGGAGGGAGCUGGAAGCAGACACGGCACAGGAGAAAGGGAUGGGAUGUUGGCAGUGGCUCGUGUGGCUCUGAGGCUUUCGGCGACCUGCUUGAGCCUCUGCUGCCCAGGGCAUUCCUGAUGAUUUGGGGGCUCUGUAGUCUCUGUCCUCGUUUCAGACAGGGUCAGAGGGUCUGGGAUGGCCUUCUUCUUCUCACCCUUCCUCUUCAGCCUCUACUCCUCCAUCCUGGACACCUGCCCUGCCUCUCUCCAAGUAUGUGUCUGUAGCCCACCCCUCCAAAGAAGUCCCCAAGGUGGCUAAGCCCAGGGGCUAGAGAGUCAGGGGGACAGGCCUAUGAGGUACACACAGACCGUUUGGCAGGCAGGUAGCAUGGAUGGCCCAGGGGUAGGUGAGAGGCUGGGCCUCCAGCUGAGCUGAGCAGCAGAUGUCCCUCCCAAAUUAGCCCAGGAGACAAAUGGGAGCACUGGCCUGACAGCCGUUACAGAGGCUUCCCUGGGACCCUGAGUGGUGCUUGUGCCCGUAGGGGUCUGAGGAUGCAUUGCACAGAGGCAGGGAAGAAAAGCGCCUGGGCUGUGCCCUUCUUCUUGGUCCUGCCUGGGGAAGAGAUGUUAGGGAGCAAAGACGGAAGGGAGGACAAAAGGCAAGAUGGAGGGGUGAGCAAAGGGAGGGGACAGAGACAUGGGACAUAGAAGAGAGAGGAAGGAGGGAAGAAAAAUGAUCCAGGGAGAAUGAAAAUAAGAGAACAGAUAUGAGGGAGAAGCCGGAGGAAAUGGAUGUACUUUCUCCCACCUUUUCAGGAAGAGGAAAUGGUAUUCCUGGAGGAACAUCUUUCUGUAGGAGUCACCCCACAGAGCAGAUGGACCAAUAACUUGACUUGUGUGUCGGGGUGGGGGGCAGUGAGGGCCUCGAAGCAGCCUGCAGGUCUCUUAGGAUGGGGAGCAGGCAGAUGGGAUCAGGACCUGGGGACUAUAGAACCCCAUAUCUGUGCUGGGCCAGAUGCAUCUCCCCUCUGCCUCCAUCCCCGUCCCUUUCCAUAGGACAAGACCCCAUGGGAGAAGCUCUGCCACCUCUGCCCAGAGCCCAGCAAAGUGGAGGCAAGGAGACCAAAGAGCCUAGGGUAGCACCACCUGAUGGUCCACAUGCAGCACUUCUCACCCUCCAAUCAGGUUGCAGCUCCCACUGAGCAGAUGUAACCAGCAGCACAUGUCAAGGAUGACUGCACAUCUGGGGGAAAGCAGCAGGAGGGAGCUGAGCCCCUGUGCUGUGCCACCUUGAAUAAGUCACUGCCCAUCUCUGUGCUUAGUUUCCUUAGAAAACAAAAGACAGGCCCUGGCUGGUGUGGCCAUUGGUUGGAACGUCAUCCUGUACCCAAA